GGUUGACAAAUCCAUCUCCCAUAAAUUGGUUGGGCGAGAACAAAUUCGAGCUACUUUAAUGCAACAGUUAAGAGAAACUCAUAGGUGUCGUGACAUCCUACGCAUGGGCCCUGAUGCAUUUCUUCAAUUGUGUGAAAAAUUAAGAGCAACACGUCAACUGAGGGAUACAAAACAUGUUACAGUAGAGGAGCAAGUUGCUAGGUUCUUGUAUAUAGUAGCUCAUAAUGUGAAAACUAGAACCGUUUCUUUUUUCUACCACCGGUCUGGAGAAACUGUUAGCCGCCACUUCCAUGCUGUGUUACGGGCAAUUAUUUUACUAGAAGAUGAAUUUCUUCGACAACCAUCUGCAUCCAUUGUUUCUCCGGCGAUCCUUCACAAUCAUAGAUUUUAUCCUUAUUUCAAGGACUGUAUUGGAGCUAUAGAUGGAACACAUUUUCGUGUCAAAGUACCCAUAGCGGAUCAACCUAAAUUUCGAGGGAGAAAAGACUGGCCGACACAGAAUGUAUUAGCUGCAUGUGAUUUCGAUAUGAAGUUCACUUAUGUAUUAACGGGUUGGGAAGGAACAGCAUCUGACUCAAUAGUUCUUAAGAAUGCAUUAUCGAGGGAUGAUAAUCUUAAACUUCCAUGA
Arachis duranensis is the source of this 628-nucleotide messenger RNA. RefSeq lists its product as uncharacterized. The record is from RefSeq and is a predicted model, not a curated record. Lineage: Eukaryota; Viridiplantae; Streptophyta; Magnoliopsida; Fabales; Fabaceae. The coding region runs from base 59 to 628 and encodes 189 amino acids. The transcript is spliced from 2 exons.